CUCUUACUCUCUCCUCACUCUCUCAAGCUCUCUCUCCUUUUGAUCACUUGGGUCCCUUGCUCCGCUCUCUCUCCUUUACUCCCACACCGCUCUGUCAUUCACUCACACACUCACACCAGCGCUCCCUGGGCACCGACUCCGCCAUCGGGGGGAUCCUCUUCGUGUCUGUGUUUUGUCAGGUGGACGCGCUCCCCACAGUCACCAUUUCCACUCCGGAGGGUUCCACGCUGGCAGCACAGCCCCUUCCCCGGCUGAGCAUCGGGCGGAAGACCCUGGUGGCAGCUGCUGUGGGGGUCAUGCUGGUCCUGGUUCUGGUGGUCCUCAUACCUGUGCUGGUCAGCUCCGUUGGCACAGGCGGCACGGAUGACAGCGCGAGCCACUACGAGAUGCUGGGGACCUGCCGGAUGGUCUGCGACCCCUUCCCCAGCACGGGAACGAUGGGAACGGGUGUGCAUGCGGGCACAGAUACAUCAACCACAGGCCUGCAUGUGGACAAUGAGGCAGACCUGAGUGAUCAUAGCGUUGGCCCACCGCUGCCCACCUACAGUGCUCAUGGCUCACAUGGCAAACCAGGACGUCCUGGUAAGCCUGGACCCCCAGGACCACCUGGAGAGCCAGGUCCACCAGGACCCAAGGGACCGCCAGGAGAUAGUGUGGACAUAGUACGGACCGGGAUACUCGGCUUAGGGGGAAAAGGGGCAGUUAGCACAACCAUGUACAACACCAUGCCGCGGGUCGCAUUUUAUGCGGGACUACGAAACCCCCAAGAAGGUUACGACAUUCUGCGCUUUGAUGAUGUGGUGACUAAUAUUGGUGGUAACUAUGACGGCGCAACAGGCAAGUUCACCUGUAAGAUCCCUGGCACCUACUUUUUCAUCUACAAUGUGCUGAUGAGGGGGGGAGAUGGCACCAGCAUGUGGGCUGACCUGAUCAAGAAUGGUCUGGUCAGGGCCAGCGCCAUUGCCCAAGACCAGGACCAGAGUUAUGAUUACGCCAGCAACAGUGUCAUCCUUCAUUUGGAUGCGGGCGAUGAGGUUUUCAUAAAACUGGAUGGAGGCAAGGCUCACGGCGGCAACAGCAACAAGUACAGCACCUUUUCGGGUUUCAUCCUCUAUGCCGACUGAGGACUGGCGGACGUGGGCUCAGAGGCGAGAGGUCGCGGCCGGAGGGCGCCCAUUAACUCUUGCGCUAAGGCUAACGUUGCCCAUAGCCACUGAUCCGGCCGGAGCCGCGGAUCCGUGGUCAUCGGUAACUGCCAUCCUCCUCAUCCAUACGUUCCCCCCGAGUGCGAGGCGCCUGUGCCACAACUCAGGCGGACGUGAGCAGCGUGACGCUGACAGUCACUCCCAUGUGUCACGCUGAGGUACAGUGACAAUUCUGACAGUGCAGACGGCCUCACCGUCAUUUCUGAGCUGUCAUUUCACAUUCACGUCUGGAAAUCCAGUCCUGCGGUGUUUGUAACUGUGCUGUUUAGAUUUGUGUUGCAAUUAAGUUCGUGUUGUGUUCCAGUGAGGAAAAUAUGCACGGUUGUCAAAAAGCGGACGCCAAGGUGAGAUUAUUAAAAUGUAAACAGUAGAAACAAUCAUGGAGUCAGCGCAUUAUACUUGGCAUGUGGAUAAUGUAUAAAAUGUACAUUUAUUAUUGAGUCCAGGUAGUGUCUGUAAUAGCCAAUAGAUAUUUCACUGUUAUAUUAUUUAAUGUGCUAAUGGUGUAAAUAUGUAUUUAUUAUUUAUUUCAUGCAUGAGACACGUGUUGAACCUUUCUGUGUAUUUUAAGUGAUUUUAAGCUACUGUAUUUGUCGGCAUGAGGAGCAUCUGUUGCUGUGGCUUUUACUUUUAAUGUCCAUGAUUUUUCAUUAAACUGGGAAUUUUUCGCUAAUGUCA
This is a messenger RNA of Betta splendens (Siamese fighting fish), 1883 nucleotides long. RefSeq names its product C1q-related factor-like. The coding region runs from base 297 to 1124 and encodes 275 amino acids. Gene Ontology annotation, molecular function: protein binding. The record is from RefSeq and is a predicted model, not a curated record. Lineage: Eukaryota; Metazoa; Chordata; Actinopteri; Anabantiformes; Osphronemidae. The transcript has 2 exons.